GCGGUAGAUACAUUUUAGUCGUCAAGAAUUAAUUAUAAAAUAAAAUAAACCUAUAAACAAAUGAAUACAAAAAACAAGUGAACGUUAAUAUUUACGAGAAUUGAGGUGAAUGAAAUAAGGAUCCUGGAUUUCUUCACCCUUCAUGACAUGUAACGGCCCGCGACAUGCUCGGUACAUCAACGGCCGACCGUGAAGGCACCCGUCAAUGAUGGAUACGCACCCAAGAUGGACGGGUUGGUGAGAGAUGGCGCUCAUGAAGCAUGGCCAAGUGACCUGAAUGGGGGAAGGUACAGUAGUCGUUACGACAGUUACAUCGUCGCCAGCCCAACCCAGUUUCUAUGGAGUCGACGCCGACGCAACAGAGUGACAGUCGAACGUUGUUGAGCCCCACCGAUGUGGCAGGCAUGCGAGCGCUGUUUGCGUACUACGAUACCAACCGCGACGGCAACCUCUCGUCUGUCCAAGCAUUGCGCAUCUUUCAACUGCUUGGGUUGUCCGUGAAUGAAGCCCAUGUCUACGACCUCGAGCAAAUGUCCUUUGCAGAAUUCGUGACCAUUGUCGACUGCCAUGUUCGUUCCACACAGACGCCCGACCCCGCUGCGGAAUGGGCUGCUGUCAACCACUUCCGCAACGACAAGGUGUCGCCCCAGCAACUCGCGUACUUCCUCGCCAACUGCGACAAGCUCAUCCCAGAAUCGCAUCUCCAGCGCUUCCUCAUGCUUUACACCACUACCGACGAACAAGUAUUUAUCGACUUUCCGAAUUUUCACAAGUUUUUGAAGGAUUACCGCGCUCGACCGCAGAGCAUGCCGCCGAUUCCGUCCGAUGUGCGACCGAAUGCUGUUCAAGCGCAUCAUAUUCCGAUCCCGGAAGGGGGGACAAACGACGACCGUUCGACGAAGGCGACACUGCUCGAAGAGGACGAAAACGAUAACAACGAAUGAUUGAUGCAAUGGUAU
Molecule: messenger RNA, 959 nt
Organism: Aphanomyces astaci
Lineage: Eukaryota; Oomycota; Saprolegniomycetes; Saprolegniales; Verrucalvaceae
Exons: 5
Coding region: 339-944 (201 amino acids)
Molecular function (GO): calcium ion binding
Source: RefSeq, a predicted model, not a curated record